UUUUCAAAAUUUCCAUGACUAAUGAAAAUUCUUAUAAUGGACAUGAGAUGUCACUAUAUAUCUCAAUAUGCUGUUUUUCACAUAGUAUUAAGUAUAUAUAUAUAUACCGUAUAUCACAUAACCAUAAAAUAACAUCUUAAACUUUCCUAAAAUGAGAUAUGGAAGUUAGUUACUGUUAAAAAUAAUUGUGAAAUUGUAUUAAUUAUAAAGUGAUAAAAUGUUUAUAUAAAAUAAUUAUUUGAAAAGAAUUUAAUUGUUCAAUUAAAUAACAAUUUUAAAUAAUAUUAAUCAUAAAUAACAUUAUUUAAAUGGAAAUUAUUCGACGUACUCAACAAUUGAGUUAUAUAAUUUUACCAACAUUUUUGAAUUCAAUCUCUUUUCAUAUAAAAUAUAUACAUUCAAAUUCAACAAUACCAAUUGUAACACAAGAAAUAAUAAAGAAAAUAGGACAAUUAUCUUUACUCAAAGUUGAUAAUGAUUAUAGCAUUUCUGUUUUAAAAGCUGCAAUUAUUUUUACAGAACAUUUACACAAUACAAAGAUUGAUAAUGAAAUCAAACCUAUGUACAGUCCAUUUGAAAAAAAAUCAAUUUUGUUACGAAAUGAUGUUGUAGAAAAUCAUGUAUCUAAACAAGAAAUUCUAAAAAAUGCUGCUAUUUUAGAAGAAGAAUAUUUUGUAACACCAUUGCAAACUAUUUCAAAAACACAAUGCAAAUAACAAAUAUAUUAAAAGAAUUAAGUCCACAUUUUAUUAACUUUACAACACAAGGACUUAAAUAUGGACCUCAAGGUAAAAUGUUAUUGAAAAACCUUGAAGAACAAUGGUUUUUACAUUGUAUUACAAUGUCACGUUAUAAUAUGUUUUUAUCAGAUGAAUUUAAUGAUACUAUAAACUUCAUUAUAAAAACUGAAAUGAGUGAUAUACCAUUUGGAUUAGCUACAGUAAAAAAUUCAAAAUAUCAAUGGGAUUCUAAUA
Messenger RNA from Apis florea (little honeybee), 974 nucleotides. RefSeq names its product glutamyl-tRNA(Gln) amidotransferase subunit C, mitochondrial (gene GatC). The record is from RefSeq and is a predicted model, not a curated record. Lineage: Eukaryota; Metazoa; Arthropoda; Insecta; Hymenoptera; Apidae.